AUGACUCCACUACCACGUCCACGACGUCGCAAACGAACGGCAAACACGGUGGUGGUGCUCAGGCUCCCGCCGCAGGCGCUUCAACGGUUCGACCCACCGAGACAUUAUAAGGUUACCCUCAGGCUUUCGCCGGCAAAUUUACGGCAAAUCAGGCCCCUAGAGCUUUUAGGAGCGAGCGAAGAUAGCGAUGAGUCGCUUGCCGAGUUGUUUCUGCCCGUUUCAGAGGGAAAAGACGAUGAAGUUGACUCCAGGCUAUUGGAGCGAGAACUCGACGAAGUGCUUAACGGCGACGAUAUCGAAGUGACGGAAGUGUCGGCGGUGUCGGGAGCCGCGGAAAUCAAAGAAGUCGAGGAAGUUGAGGAAGUGUCGCUGGCGCUGGCGCCGGCGGCGCUCACUGCCACUACUAGCGCCGCGGCGCUGGCGCUGGCGCCCUACCACGAUGUCCCGGCGCCGAUGCGCGGCUACUUCAACGACGAAAUGCCGCCGCCAGACGAUCUCGUCGCCACCACCGUCGCCCUGCUUGUCGACUCCUACUCCGGCACGCGCCUCCAGUACCCCGUGAAACUGACUCGGUGUAUCCAUUUUGAGUGUUUUGACUUGGAGUGGUUCUGCGCCACCCACCGCAUGCCGUUCUUCUAUGGGCCCUUAAUGGGUGAGCUCCGACGGCUUUCCGACAAGCGCCGCGCCGGUCUCGUCGCCGGCAGCAUCGCCCACUAUUUGCCCACUCAAAACGCCCUCAACUUGGACCGCGCUAUAUUAGUGCGCACCCGCCACGCCACGUUUCGGUGUCCGAUAUGUGAUCUAUCGUUCACGGCGUCCCAGUUGUAUAAACUGGAGCUGAUGGCGUAUAUUUUGAGCCACACACCGACGACGGUCAAGCGGGUGGAGUUGCCUGAUUCCGGUCGGUUUAGGGCGGUGGACGACUCGGCGCAGGCGCGCGCGGUUAGCGCCAGCGCCGAAGCGCUGGUGGUGGUGAUUGAGAGCGACGAUGAUGACGAUGCCGCGGUGUCGGCGCCAGCGCCGGCGCUAGCGCCAAAAGCGCCCCUCGCGAUAAAUUCAUCGGCGCUGGCGCCGGCGCCGGCACGGGCUCGCAACUCGUUCACCGAAAAGUAUAUUGAGUUCUAUUUUGCCCCCUUUGACCGACCGCCACAAGCCACCGGUACCGCCGACGACCCCGUCACCAUCGACUAG
This is a messenger RNA of Diutina rugosa, 1191 nucleotides long. It is a transcript of the gene FGR3, whose product is annotated as Fgr3p. The coding region runs from base 1 to 1191 and encodes 396 amino acids. NCBI's taxonomy places the organism in Eukaryota, Fungi, Ascomycota, Pichiomycetes, Serinales, Debaryomycetaceae. The record is from RefSeq and is a predicted model, not a curated record. Gene Ontology annotation, biological process: protein sumoylation. Gene Ontology annotation, molecular function: SUMO ligase activity. The transcript has a single exon.